UUAGCCAUGUAUGCACAUCGAGAACAGACUGUCGAAGAGCGAUACGGAAUCCCAGAAAACUUUCUCGAGGUAGAAGUAAGAGACCCUCUUCUCCAUGAAGAAGGUCGUAACAAAUAUGUCGACUAUGAAAUAGUGUUUCGAACCAAUCUUCCGGCGUUCAAGUUGAAGGAGUCUGUCGUGAGGAGAAGAUAUAGCGAUUUUGAAUGGUUUCGAGAUGCAUUGGAGCGAGAAAGCAAUCGCGUAAAUAUCCCUCAGCUUCCAGGAAAAAUAUUUACCAAUCGGUUUACUGAUGAAGUCAUUGAGCACCGAAGGCGAGGACUGGAACGAUUUACACAAAUUGUUGCGGGCCAUCCGCUUCUUCAAACUGGCUCAAAGAUUCUUGGACCAUUUCUUCAAGAUCCAUAUUUUGGCAAAGACUUUCGAGGUUAAUUAUAAAGCUGUCGGCUAUAAUACAAGAUGCUACAUGGAAUACUGUUUUUAUACUAUGCACCACCAUUUACUUUCAUUCCGCUUAUUGUAUUAAAAUGCUUUUGAUAAUUAAACUCGACUUUUAUGAGCCAUGAU
Molecule: messenger RNA, 564 nt
Organism: Batrachochytrium dendrobatidis JAM81
Lineage: Eukaryota; Fungi; Chytridiomycota; Chytridiomycetes; Rhizophydiales
Exons: 7
Coding region: 7-429 (140 amino acids)
Biological process (GO): late endosome to Golgi transport; endocytic recycling
Cellular component (GO): early endosome membrane; retromer complex
Molecular function (GO): phosphatidylinositol-3-phosphate binding
Source: RefSeq, a predicted model, not a curated record